GUAGUUGUGCAUUGCUGCAUGGGGGAGCCUAGUUAGCACGUCUCCUUCACCUCUCGACACCCGCUCUGUCACUGGCACCAUGAUAAACACCUACCACACCAGCCUGCCGAUGCCACCGCCACCUCCUCCACCGGUGCCGCCGCGCUUCCACAGCAGGCCCGAGCCUCGGCAGCACUCCAGCCUGAUCUGGUUCUUGGCUGUGGUGCUGGUGAUCCACAUGUUUCUCACGUUUGGGGGAUUCAUCUACCUUUUUCACAAGGGCAACCAGCAAGAGUUGAAUGAAAACUACCAAGAUGACGUCCGCAUCCUCAAGAGACUUCAACAAUGUGAUGAUGAUAAUGUGGAUGACAAGACAUUGCUUGACUGCAAAAAGGUUCUAAACCAAUUCAAGGACGUUAUGGCAAAGGCCUCAGAAACAGAAAGUAGAGUUGCCUUGUUGACUGGGGACCACGUCCACUACCAUGGAGCUCUAGCACACAUGUCAGUGAGUCCUGCUAAAAGGGUGGCAAAUCCAAGAAUAUGCACAGAAAACGAUAAAGGGGACUGCGCCCUGGAGUGGAACACUGAUCAUUCUACUAAAGUGAAUGUGGACACAGAGGGAGACAGCAGACUCCGCAUCAGUCACGCGGGCUACUACUACAUCUACUCACAGGUCACCUUCUCCAUCAAGAACGCCACCUCGGUGUUGGUAAACAGCAUCCGACAUGUCAAGGUCAAGGAGCAGGUCAAGACAUGGAUGAAACCUGAGGAAAUAGACGAGGUCUUACUCAGAUCUUACUGUCCACCCCAACAGUUACCCCUGUGCACUGCCUCCCAAGGAGGGGUGUUCAAGCUGGACAAAGGUGACCAGUUAUAUGUACAGGUGACGAACCUGAACUGGGUGCACUAUGACAGGAACGCCACCUUCUUUGGAUUAUACGAACUUAAAUGAGGAGAAUCAAAAAAGGAUACUGCUGGAAUGGUACAAAAUGUUCUCCACUGGAAUACUUAAAAUGAAUAGCAAGAGAACAAUGAAAAACUGCACUACAGUUUGAGUAGAAGUCCCUUGAGAAGAAAAAACUGAGAAUGUAUUUCAUCUUUGGAAGAUCUGAAUAGACACUCUUUGGUCCCCAGAGUAUUAUGUCAGUAAAUGAGAUUUUAAUUUAUGGUAGCAUCAUUUGAUAUAACAACUUGCUGGGAUUGGUAAUGAAGGAUGUGAAGGUUCACAUGAAACCAUGUUUCCAAAUUACAUUGAUUGACAUAAGUGUAACCAAGUUGACAUAUCUGUUAUAGUAAUGUUGUAGCUAAUUUUCAUAUGGUGCCCCUGCAUUGGUCUUCAAACAACAUGAUAUACAGUAUUUAGAUAAGUGAUCUCAUGUUUGAUUUAAGUGUUUUAAGUAAUUUAUUACUCUUUUCAGAGUUUGGUUGUAAAGAUUGUAUUUAUUUGCUCAGGUGUCUUUCACUUUGCUAUAUUGUAAAUAUUGAUAUUAAAUGUAUAUUUAGUCAUGA
Molecule: messenger RNA, 1488 nt
Organism: Sardina pilchardus (European sardine)
Lineage: Eukaryota; Metazoa; Chordata; Actinopteri; Clupeiformes; Clupeidae
Gene: cd40lg
Product: CD40 ligand
Exons: 5
Coding region: 80-931 (283 amino acids)
Biological process (GO): immune response
Cellular component (GO): membrane
Molecular function (GO): tumor necrosis factor receptor binding
Source: RefSeq, a predicted model, not a curated record